This is a messenger RNA of Dama dama (fallow deer), 445 nucleotides long. RefSeq names its product histone H2B type 2-F. NCBI's taxonomy places the organism in Eukaryota, Metazoa, Chordata, Mammalia, Artiodactyla, Cervidae. Gene Ontology annotation, cellular component: nucleosome. Gene Ontology annotation, molecular function: DNA binding; protein heterodimerization activity; structural constituent of chromatin. The transcript has a single exon. The record is from RefSeq and is a predicted model, not a curated record. Bases 35 to 415 code for a protein of 126 amino acids.
GCAUCGUUUAGUACAAGCGUGUGUUCCUGCAAAAAUGCCGGAUCCAGCAAAAUCUGCUCCUGCGCCUAAAAAAGGUUCUAAAAAAGCUGUCACGAAAGUGCAGAAGAAGGACGGCAAGAAGCGCAAGCGCAGCCGCAAGGAAAGCUAUUCCGUUUACGUGUAUAAAGUGCUGAAACAGGUGCACCCGGACACCGGCAUUUCGUCCAAAGCUAUGGGCAUCAUGAAUUCCUUCGUCAAUGAUAUCUUCGAGCGCAUUGCUGGGGAAGCGUCGCGCCUGGCGCAUUACAACAAGCGCUCGACCAUUACUUCCCGAGAGAUCCAGACGGCGGUGCGCCUGCUGCUGCCCGGCGAGCUGGCCAAGCACGCCGUGUCCGAGGGCACCAAGGCGGUCACCAAGUACACCAGCUCCAAGUAAGGGCGCUCAAAGGACGAAAUCGAACAUCUA